CGGAUUGUGUUUUUUCUUUUUGUUUUUUUGUUUUGUUUUGUUUUUCCUUGGACCUUUUCCCUGCCAUGGCCGGAGGGGCGGCCGAUGUCCUCAACGGCGAGAGGGCCGUCGUUGCCCUAUUUGUCUCGCGUGUACUCCUUUCUGCCCCCCUCUCCCUCCUUUAUGAGUCUCUCGCCCUCUUCCUUCUUUCCGCUUGCGGCCUGCUCGUUGAGAUCUCCGUGGAGAGUUCCUCCGCCCCGCUCCGCUUCAAAACAAGGCCUGGUGCAUCUUCUGGGAUACUACUGGGUGCGGUGACUCUACCUGCUGUCAUACUUUCCCGACUGAUACAACUUUCAAGAGUGCUUCUGGAGAAUAAUGCCACUCCUGAUGAGAUUUCAGGAUUGGAUAUGCAGUUUUGGACCGUAUCUGCUAGCUGCUUUAGUGUGCUAAUAUUCUUCUGUUUAACAUUCCAACAUUCUCCCAAGAAUACAACUUUCUUUCAGCUUAAGAACUUUCGAACUUCAAAUUGUGGGCUAAUGCACAUGGUGUUGUUGUCCAUGGCUCUUUGCUAUUUGUCUUUCACAGCAAAAGCAGACAGUGGGUAUCUUCCUUUGUUGAAAUUUGUGUGGUUAAUUUGUCAUUCGUUGGCUAGUGUUAUGCUUAUCCAGCACAUUCUUCAGGCAUUCCCAUCAUGCGCUUCAUUAGGGGAAGUACUUCUAGUGUCUAGUGGUUUGAUGCUUUACUUUGGUGACGCACUGGCGCAUUCCCUUAGCAAGGCCUUGGCAUUCUUAGCACCAUCAGCACUGACUUUCCUUAAAUAUGGAACUCAUUCUGAAAUAGCAAUAGUUAUUCAGGGAGUGAUGGUUGGCCUGUUCCUUUUCCCUGCGUUCUACAAAAUUGUUCUUUGGGCUUGGGUUCACCUAACAAACUUGAGGAAGCCUGAAGCUUUAGCAACCAAUGGGGGACCAAACAAUGUGGUUGAAAUGUCAGUUUUGUUUUAUGCUUCUCUCUUGUUCAUGUUGACAGCAUUGAUUCCAGCUUGGAUGUACCUUGUUCGGGAUUUUCAGAAGCAUCCUGUUGCAUGGGUGUUUACAUUUGUCUUCUCAGACCCACUCAAGCACUUGGCACUAUGUUUAUAUUGGGUUUGUGUGAUCUGUGUCUCAGUUUUGCGGUUCUACGAUAUAUCAAAGCACAGCAAGAUUGAGAGGAUUCUUCUUAGGAAAUACUACCAUUUAGUGGCAGUUCUAAUGUUUUCACCUGCUCUUCUUCUUCUGCCUGCCUUUUUGAACCUUGCAUUUGGUGCAGCCUUUGCAGUUUUUCUAGUGUUGGAAAUGAUUAGGGUCUGGAAAAUCUGGCCAUUGGGACACACUAUUCACCAAUUCAUGAAUGCUUUUACUGAUCAUCGUGACUCGGACAUUCUUAUUGUCAGUCACUUCUCCCUCUUACUUGGAUGUGCCCUUCCAAUAUGGAUGUCAGCUGGGCUGAAUGAUAGACCCCUUGCUCCUUUUGCUGGGAUUUUAAGCCUAGGGAUUGGUGACACAAUGGCAUCAGUUGUUGGCCACAAGUAUGGUGUUCUUCGGUGGAGCAAAACUGGAAAGAAAACUAUCGAAGGUACUGCAGCUGGAAUAACGUCUGUCCUCGCAGCCUGCUCAGUCCUCCUGCCUCUACUAGCAUCAACUGGUUAUUUCUUUUCCCAGCACUGGUUGUCUUUGCUUGUGGCAGUCACGGUCAGCGGCUUGUUGGAGGCAUACACGGCACAACUUGACAAUGCCUUUAUUCCUCUUGUAUUUUACAGCCUCCUGUGUCUAUGAUAACAUCUAACUACGUGUUCUCCGGACUGGGUGUUUAAUGUAUAUUCACAUCCACUUCUUUAUAGAGCAGAUGAUCUUAAGCUAUAGUUCAUACUUUUACAAAAUUCCACUGAAGCAUUAGCACCACGGCCAAUGGUUUUACAUUCUUCGUUUGCAUCAGAACAGGCAACGAUGGGAUCAGAUCCAUGCAGUAACAAUUUGAUUAUUAAUAUUUUACAAGGGCUUAUUGUUAUA
Zingiber officinale is the source of this 2024-nucleotide messenger RNA. RefSeq names its product dolichol kinase EVAN-like. Gene Ontology annotation, molecular function: dolichol kinase activity. Gene Ontology annotation, cellular component: endoplasmic reticulum membrane. Bases 66 to 1790 code for a protein of 574 amino acids. The record is from RefSeq and is a predicted model, not a curated record. Gene Ontology annotation, biological process: dolichyl monophosphate biosynthetic process. The transcript is spliced from 14 exons. NCBI's taxonomy places the organism in Eukaryota, Viridiplantae, Streptophyta, Magnoliopsida, Zingiberales, Zingiberaceae.